Messenger RNA from Hemibagrus wyckioides, 1991 nucleotides. RefSeq names its product CWF19 like cell cycle control factor 1 (gene cwf19l1). The coding region runs from base 142 to 1779 and encodes 545 amino acids. Lineage: Eukaryota; Metazoa; Chordata; Actinopteri; Siluriformes; Bagridae. Gene Ontology annotation, biological process: mRNA splicing, via spliceosome. Gene Ontology annotation, molecular function: RNA lariat debranching enzyme activator activity. The transcript is spliced from 14 exons. The record is from RefSeq and is a predicted model, not a curated record. Gene Ontology annotation, cellular component: post-mRNA release spliceosomal complex.
CUUGUUUCCGCCCGGGUUUAUUAUGUCAGCGGGCGCUGGUGCGUUUUCAAAACCGAUAAUAAACAAAUCGCAGUAUAGUAGAGCUAUUUAAUUUUUUUUUUACUUAUUUUGAAGGUUAAGUAUUUUAAAUUGCUUGGAGGAAUGGAGGAGAAACCUUUAAGAGUCCUUGCUUGUGGAGAUGUCGAAGGCAAAAUCAGCGCUUUGUUCAACCGGGUGAACACAAUCCAAAAAAAGAGCGGACAGUUCGAUCUACUGUUAUGCGUUGGCGAUUUCUUUGGCAAGUCUCCUGAGGCGGAAGCUGAAUGGGAGUCAUACAAGUCUGGAGCUAAGAAAGCUCCCAUUCACACGUACAUUCUGGGAGCCGCGAGCCAGGAGACGGUGAAAUAUUUCCCUAGCUCUGAUGGAUGUGAACUGGCUGAAAAUAUCAUCUAUUUAGGGAGAAGAGGUGUUUUCACAGGAGCCUCAGGCCUGCAGGUGGUGUACGUCAGUGGUAGAGAGGCUCAGCAGGAGCCGGCACCUGCUCACUGUUUCACCCCGAAAGAUCUCGCAACCCUUGUCACUCCCCUGGUGUCUAACUCAAAAUUUAAAGGGGUUGACAUCCUUCUGACCUCGCAGUGGCCUCGAGGAGUGUGGCAGUAUGGGAACAGUCCGGACAUUGACACCAAGUUUUGUGGUGUUUCCUCCAUCGGAAAUCUAGCUGAAAAGCUGAAGCCUCGCUACCACUUUGCUGGAAUGGAAGGAGUUUAUUACGAGCGACUCCCAUACAGGAACCAUAUGGUCCUCCAGGAGAACGCACAGCAUGUCAGUAGAUUCAUUGCACUCGCAACCGUUAACAACCCUGCCAAGAAAAAGUACUUGUAUGCGUUCAAUAUUGUCCCAAUGAAAAGCACGGACCCAGCCGUGUUGGUCAAACAGCCUGAGGACGUCACUGAGAAUCCAUACAGGAAACCAAUGAAAGAAGGCAGAAAGGAGAAGUCACUUCCAUCUGCAGCUGCUGAAGAGGAUGAACCAGCGUCUCAGUUCUUCUUCGAUCUGGGUCAGAAGAAGCCGCAGCAUCAGGGCUCAGGGAGGAAGAGGCCACCUGAGUGGGACGGAUCCUUUCAAACCAAACAGCCUCGCAAACACCCUCAGCCGACUGGACCGUGCUGGUUCUGUUUAGCCAGUCCCGAGGUGGAGAAGCACCUGGUCAUUAGCAUUGGGGUGCACUGUUACAUGGCGCUGGCUAAAGGAGGCCUGACCCCGGACCAUGUGCUGCUCCUGCCCAUCGGACAUUACCAGUCAGUGGUGGAGCUGCCAUCUGAGGCGGUGGACGAGCUACAGAAAUACAAAAGUGCCGUCAGGAAGCUGUACAAGAGCCGUGGCCGACGCUGCGUCUUGUUCGAGAGGAAUUACCGCAGCCAGCAUCUUCAGCUCCAGGUGGUACCUGUUCCCAUGGAGACGUGCAGUACAGAAGACAUUAAAGAGGCGUUUACGGUGCAGGCUCAGGAGCAGCAAAUGGAGUUGAUGGAGAUCCCGGAACACACCGACCUCAAACAGAUUGCUCCACCGGGAACGCCAUAUUUCUAUGUGGAGCUGGAUACGGGGGAGAAGCUGUUCUACCGCAUUAGGAAGAACUUCCCUUUACAGUUUGGAAGGGAGGUCCUAGCGAGCGAAGCCGUUCUAAACAUGCCAACCCGCUCAGAUUGGAAAGAGUGUAAAAGCAGCAGGGAUGAAGAGGAAGCUCUGACCAAACAGUUUCGCACUGAAUUCCAGCCCUAUGAUUUCACCAUGGAUGACUGAGGAACACAAGCUGUUUUUAUUUCCCCUCACACACAGGAGAUCUAUCAGCAUCUCCUGUCUCCUUUACUGUACAGACUUUCUGUAUUGUUUUUAAACAGAUAUUAUCAGAGCUCUUUGUUCUUACUUCUUUGUCUCAGAGACUAAAGCUUUCCAAGGACAUGUCUUUACCUGUCUGUUAAUAACUGUUGUACAGUCAACAAUCUGUUUUUACC